Molecule: messenger RNA, 2499 nt
Organism: Salvia miltiorrhiza (redroot sage)
Lineage: Eukaryota; Viridiplantae; Streptophyta; Magnoliopsida; Lamiales; Lamiaceae
Exons: 17
Coding region: 171-2318 (715 amino acids)
Molecular function (GO): protein binding
Source: RefSeq, a predicted model, not a curated record
UUGCCAUUACUUACAGUUUCCGUAUCUAUACACACUCCCAAUACGACACCGUACAAGUGGAUAGAGCUGCCCCCAAAAAUCCCAGCCUUUUCCCUGCAUUUUCGUCGUGUUCUUGCCCUAAGCUCAAUCCGAGGUCUGAUCAGCGGCGAACUUUUGAGAUUUCGGUAAACAUGUUUGGAUUUUCGAGAAGAAGAAUGAAGCUUGGGAGAUUAAAGGUUCAACUAUCUGACACUGCACAGGGGACGAGAAGUCCGAUAAGGCCCACCAAGCGAUUUAAUAGUUCCAACGGAGAAGGUGUUGCAGCCGUAAAUAGUGAAGCUGAUGAUCUGAAUUUCCAUUCUUCAUCUAAUGGGACGGAACUUAACAACUGCGCUUCAGGUGGCUCUGAGAAUUGGAUGGUGCUUUCCAUCAGUGGAGAGAAGCCUACACCCCGGUUCAAUCAUGCAGCGGCAGUCAUGGGGAACAAGAUGGUCGUAGUUGGUGGUGAAUCUUCAAAUGGUUUGCUGGAAGAUGUCCAGGUACUCAGUUUUGAUAGAUUUUCGUGGACUCCUGUUUCGUCAAAGCUUUACCUUUCUCCCACUAGUCUUCCUUUAAAAAUCCCAGCAUGCAAAGGCCACGCAUUGGUUCCUUGGGGCAAGAAAGUGCUUCUUAUUGGAGGGAAAACCGAACCAGUAAGCGACAAAGUGUCAGUCUGGGCAUUUGACAUGGAAGCAGAAUGUUGGUCACUUAUUGAAGCGAAGGGAGACAUACCGGUUGCACGUAGUGGCCAUACAGUUGUAAGGGCAAACUCUGUUCUAAUCCUAUUUGGAGGUGAAGAUACAAAAAGGAGGAAACUCAAUGAUCUCCAUAUGUUUGAUCUAAAGUCUCUAACAUGGCUUCCUCUUCAUUGCACGGGUCCAAGACCAUGUUCCAGAUCAAAUCAUAUCGCUGCUCUUUAUAAUGACAAAAUGCUAUUCGUUUUUGGUGGGGCAUCAAAAUCUAGGACCUUGAAUGAUUUGUACUCUCUUGACUUUGAGGCGAUGGUAUGGACAAGAAUCAAAGUGCGAGGAUUUCAUCCAUCACCUAGAGCUGGUUGUUGCGGAGCACUAUGUGGAACAAAAUGGUACAUCACAGGCGGUGGUAGCAAGAAAAAAAGGCCUGCAGAGACCUUGAUAUUUGAUGUUUUAAAGUAUACAUGGUCAGUUGCUGUUGCAUCGCUUCCAUCUUCCAUCACUACCAACAAGGGUUUUAGUCUCGUUCUUGUGCAGCAUAAGGAACGAGAUUUCCUUGUUGCAUUUGGUGGUACCAAGAAAGAACCAUCAAACCAGGUUGAGGUACUUAUCAUGGAAAAGGUUGAAUCAUCAAUGAUCCGAAGAUCGACUUUGAGUAAAGUUGCCGGAACCUUGUUGUCCGAGAAUAAUAGUAAUAACAAUAACAAUAAUAAUAAUAACUCAGCCUCCACAGGAUUGUCCGCUCAACCAGGCAAUGCUUCUAAUAGUAGUAAUUUUGAUACUGUCUCGAGACUUAAUUUGGCAUCCGCUAUCGAACAACAUGGAUCUGGUCGAAAAUCCCUAUCAGAAUCCCUACUUGUCGACCCAAACUCUGCCCCUGGCAAUGUCUCUCUCCGCAAACAAUUUUAUAACGAGGAGACUGCGGACGUUACCACAACAAAGAGCUCAGAAGACAAAAAUUCAUUUCGGAUGAUGGAGCAAGCCACAAAACCACUCGACUCGGGCGGUGGAAAUGCAGAAGAAACAUCUCCCGUUGCUGAAACUGAUAAAUCGAGCCUUGACAAACAAGGAAGUGGAAGUCUGGGAUUAGAAGGCGAAGAACUCGUAUGUCAAGAAACCAACUGUAGAUCAAGAAUAACAGCUUCCUCAGGUGUUUGCCAGACACACGAGUCAAAACUAGCGAGCCUUUUAAGAAAGAACGGCGUUCUUGAAGGACAACUGGCAGCUGCGAUAGCUGCUCGUGAGGCAGCAGAGAAAAACUCAUCAUCUGCCAACAAAAGUCGACAGGAAAUGGAGAAAAGAUUGGGAGACGCAAUGAAGGAAAUAGAGUUGCUUAAAGAGAAGCUAGUCAGCGUUGAGUUGGCACAGGAGGAGGCUAACAGCCUCUCUAACAUUGUCCACUCUGACAACGUGAGGCUAGAGCACGACACGGCUUUCCUCAAGGCUGUCUUGGAUGAGACACAAAAGGAGCUACAUUCGACUAGAGGGGUCCUUGCUGGGGAGCGUGCAAGAGCAUAUCAGCUACAGCUCGAAGUUUUCCAUCUGAAACAGAGGUUACAGUCACUCGAGAGUCGAGCACCGACGCCUAGGAAACCUUACCAGAUGUAGUAUGUAUGUAAUAUCGUUUAUUUAGGAACAUGAGUCAGAUUUGUCACAUUUGUAGUGUAUGUAUGUAUUUUCGACGAUGUAUAUAUUAUUCUGCCAAGCCUCAGAAUUUUCAAGAUCGUUGACACUUUCAAUGUAGAAUUUGCAACUGAGACUCGGUGAAAAUGAUCACAUUUUGCAUCAA